Molecule: messenger RNA, 960 nt
Organism: Plasmopara halstedii
Lineage: Eukaryota; Oomycota; Peronosporomycetes; Peronosporales; Peronosporaceae
Product: atp-binding cassette superfamily
Exons: 1
Coding region: 1-960 (319 amino acids)
Molecular function (GO): ATP binding; ATP hydrolysis activity
Source: RefSeq, a predicted model, not a curated record
AUGGAGAACAGUAUUAAGACCAACACUGCUCCUCCCGUUGACCUGCGUCAACUAAAUUUUGCGUUCGCCAAGGUCACUAUAGGUGGCCAUCUCAUCAACCGCUUGCAACAUGAUUCAACAAAUUAUCAUGCAGAUCAAGACGAUGAUCGCGUUUUACGUGAUGUGAAUUUAACACUUCAGCCUGGUCAGCGUGUUUUAGUGGUUGGUGGCAAUGGAGCUGGUAAAAGCACGUUGCUCAGUAUCUUGGCUGGAAAACACUUAACUGCUGAUAAUACGGCACUAGUCUUUGGGCGAGACAGUUUUCGUGAUACGACACUUAAUUGUUUAAGGACAUUUGUGAGUGCAGAUUGGGGUCAGCGAAGUGUGGCUUUCGCUUCACACGCUAUGGCGUACUCGGCUGACAUGGCCGUAGAGGAAAUGAUGGUCAAAUUACAAAGCGAGUUUCCAGACCGCCGUCAGCAAUUAUUGAAACUGCUGCGUAUAGAUCCGAAAUGGCGACUGCAUCGCCUUUCAGACGGUCAGCGUCGUCGAGUGCAACUCUUUUUGGCGCUAUUGAGACCAUCUCAGCUCAUUGUGCUGGAUGAAGUACUUGGAAUGCUUGAUAUCAUUUCACGGGAGAACGUUCUUACAUUUUUAAAAGAGGAGACGGAACAACGACAGGCUACUGUAUUACUUGCUACCCACAUAUUUGAUGGUACAGAUGUCUGGGCGUCCCAUGUCUUGUACAUACGAUGCGGCUCUGUGGGCUUCUUUGGUUCUAUUGACCAAUGUACUGAUGGUUUGACGGUACCGAUGUACAAGGUGGUUGAGCACUGGCUGCGUGAAGAAUUGUCGGAAGACGAUUGCAUGGAAAGUGAGGCUGUGGGCGCAUCCGGUGACUUUGACCUGAGUAACGCACAAAAUCGUGCUGGUGGAUAUGCCGCAGGUCGACUUGGUGGAGUCGAUAUUUCAUUACUUUAA